AUGGGUUUGAAUGUAAAGGAUAUUCAACUUUAUUUGUUUAAAGUGAUCCAUGAUUCAACCAAGUCUAGUUACACAUUUAUACAAAGUCAUCUAAUAAUUUCAAGUGCCUUGUUGGUUUUUUUCAGUCUAUAUAUAUUCCUUUCUUAUAUUUAUAACUUCUUGGUUUACAUGUCUCCUUUCUUUCUGUGUGGUAUUAUUUUUAUAAAAAUAUUUUGGAGUUCUGAGAAAACUCAACUCAAGUAUGUUAAAAUCAAGGAUGAGAAAGAAGAGCAGAAGAAGGUUGAAGAAAAAUGUCCAAAGGUACCAAAAUAUAAGAAACUAGAUAUACUUCAUAAGUAUCCAUCACAAAAUGCCACGAGUCGAAGGAUAAACUUCAAUGAUAAGAAUUGGGAUGUGUAUGGUGGUUUAGAUGAAAAGGCCAAAGAUUUGUCAACAAUAUUUUAUAAUAAGUUCACCAAAAGAAACAUGGAGAACAAAUGGGGCAAAUAUUUUGAGAAGGGAGAAAGCUCGUUAGAAAAUAGGUUGUUUGCAAAAAAAACUCAAGUUCAAAAGAGGCAAAACUUAAGAUCUGAACCUUCAAUGAUUGAUUUGGUGGAAUAUGGUGAUUUAGAGAUAGAGAAAAAGAUAGAGGAUGGAGAUGACGAGGAAGAAACACAAGAGGAUAGGAAUAAAGCUAUAGAAUGGACAGAAGAUGAUCAGAAGAACCUAAUGUAUCUUGGAAUUUCAGAAAUGGAGAGAAAUAAAAGGCUAGAGAGCGUCAUAGCUAGAAGAAAAGAAAAAAAGUUAUUUAAAGGGAAACUUGAGAAAGGUCUAAAUGAUAAAAAACCAAUUGCACCAUUGUUUAUCAAAAGAAACAAUCGCUUAAGUUCUUCAAAAGAGGUUGAUGAUGGUUUAGAAGUGCCAGGUUCUGCCCCUUCUCUCAUACCAAGAAGUCCUUAUAGCAUUCCUUAUGAUCAUUCUGAAGAAAAGUUUAACCUCAUAAAAGAUAGUUUUCCCCAAGAAUUCUCUAGUCAAAACAACAUGUCAUUAUGUAGGCAUGAAAGUUUCAGUUUAGAGCACCCUUUCACAUCGGAAACCAAACAAGAUCACGGUGCUAGAGAGCAUUAUUUCCAUAAUAGAGGAAAGAAGUAUUCUGAUACAAUUACAUAUUCAAGAUUUAGAAGAAGUCAUACAGAUAAGGGAACUCAUGAUUGGCUAAUCGACCAAUUGAUUUACAAUGAAAGUGACGAAAGUAGCAAAAGUGGAGAAAAUGGAUUGCAAACAUCAAAUCCAUUAACAAAGGGAGAAGAAUCAACACAUAAAGAAGAUGGGAAACAUAAUAUUGAUAUGAAUGACAUGAAAGGUGAGAAAGUGGAGUGUGAAACAAAAGAUAUGUCAAAUCAAACAAGUGAAGCACAACCAGAGAAAUCAGGACAAUGGCCUAAGUUUCCCAAGUCUCAUGGGAGGGUUUUCAAUUUACCAUUAUCUACUAAUAACACUAGUGCUACUAGUAGUAAUAUAAAUGAAGUUAUGUAUGAGAAUAUCACAUCAGUAGUUGAUAAAAGACAAGAAAAUAUGUUUUUAAUCAAUGGGAGACUUUGUCACACCCCAACACAUUCUGUGGCUUCUGACUUACAAGUAGAGGUUUCUGAAAUUGGUUCACCAACAUCAACUGUCGGUGAGAAUGCUGAGAUUAAUUCUUCCAUUGAUAGAGACUCAAUAGUAUAUGAUGGGGACAUUGAUAGAGACAUUAGUUCUGGUAGUGAAGAGUUGUGGGGAGCCUCUUACCAUGGAGUAAAAGAAGUAGAAGGAGUUAAAAAUGAAGAGAAUGAUGUAGAAGUGAACAAUUCUUCAAAGGGUGUUGUUUCACCUUUUGAUACAUGCUAUAUAGAUGGAGAAAACACAACUGAUAUAUGCUCAUCAUCCUCAAAAUAUGAUGUGCCUGAAAAUACUCCAACUCAUGCAACAAACUAUCAUCAUAAUAUAUUUGACUAUUUGAAACAUCCUAUGGGGGAAAAUGAAGCAUCGCAAUCUUCCAAUUCUUCUCAUGCUCUAGAUCAAUUUCCAAAUGAAACACAAUCAGAAAACCUAAAGGAACGAUACAACAUCACAGAGAAUGUCACAAAUGAGACAAGAUUUAUCAAUGACAUGAAUAACUUAGCAACCAUCGAUCAAGAUAACGUAGAAAACUCAAGAAAUAGUGAAGAUCUUGACACAUCAGUAAUGCGACAAGAAUCAGUUGAUGAUGCCUCCAUUUACUCAGUUUCAUCAUCACCAAGGUCUGUGUUACCAGAGAAAACAAUGGGAGAUGAAACUUCAUUUUCAAAUUUUGAUCAACACAUGCAUUUAGAUGGUCAACAAUCUAUUGGGGAAGGUUUAACCCAAGAAAGUUUAGAUAGUGAAAAUGCACCUAACAUCGUGCCUCAUGCUAGACAGUCAAUCAUAGAAGAUAUAAUAGAUGAAACUUCAUUGUCAAAUUUUGAUCAACAUAUGCAUGUAGAGCCUCAACUAUCUAUAGUGGAUGGUAUGAUCCAAGAAAGCUCAAACAAUGAAAGUUCACAUGAUAUCAUGCCUCAAACAAUGCAACCAAUGAGGGAUGAUUUAAUAGAUGAAAUUUCAUCAUCAAAUUUUGAUCAACACAUGCGAAUAGAGCCUCAACAAUCUAUUGUGGAUGGUGUAAAUGAAGAAAGCUCAAACAACGAAGGUCCACAUGAUGUCAUGUCUCAAUCAAUGCAACCAAUGAUGGAUGGUUUAGUAAAUGACAUUUUAUUGUCAAAUUUUGAUCGACUCAUGCUUACAGAACCUCAACAAUCUACAACAGAAUGUGUGAUCCUAGAAACUUCAACCACUGAAAGUCCACCUAACAUUUUUCCUCAUAUCGAUCAACUAAUAAUAGAUGAUACAACUGAUAAAUUACAUAAUGUUAUCUUCAAUCAAUUACAGACUAGUCCUCUAGAGAAUUUUAAUGAAAAAGAUAACAUCUUUGGCAACAUGAACGAUGAAGUUGACAACAAGAAAAAAUACAUUAAGCCAAAGAACAAUGAAGACAAUUUUAAUCACCUAAACAGUCAAGAAGCUACUACACAAUCAACCAACCCAAUAAGUGACACAACAACUCUGGAAGAUAUGAAUGAAAAAUCAAGGAAUUUAGUGGAUCAUAAAGUGUCAUCCACGGAUAUGCUUAAAGAUGAUAAGAAUGACGAACAAUCAAAUAGCAAUAAUGUCCAUGGUGAGUUGUCAAAACAAAGGGUUACCAAGCGAAUGGUUCAAAAUAGAGAAUCGGGUUACUUAUCAGAUGUAUUUGAUUGA
Molecule: messenger RNA, 3288 nt
Organism: Vigna umbellata (rice bean)
Lineage: Eukaryota; Viridiplantae; Streptophyta; Magnoliopsida; Fabales; Fabaceae
Source: RefSeq, a predicted model, not a curated record